UGCUGCGCCCAUUCACAGCAUCCACUGGCGGAUGAAUGAUAAACACCCAGGGAUAAAGAAACGCUUGUUUAUUUCUGAAUGACUUUGUUUUGAUGGGAUUUAUGUGGAUGAUGAUAACGCUACGCCACGCUAGAGAGAUAUACGCAUCUGCCAGAUGGACUUUAAAUCCAGAGUAAACGACCCGUCCGUGGGAUUUUCCCACUUAAACCGCUAAUGCACUGCGUGUCAUAAUAACUUCAUAUACCACCAGAAAGUGAAUAACAAGGGGAGUUACCAACCGCAGGACACAACAGACGGAGACGUAAGGGGCUAAAUCAACUCAAAACAACAAGCUUUUUCUUCUUCUUUAUAAUAAGUGGAUACACUCGAAAGGAGACAAAACGCACAGAAGGUUGUAGCCAACUAAAAUGGAGGAUAGUUUUGAUUGUGACUGUGGUGAGCUGGAGCCACCCGAUCAUUGAGGGUGUCUCAUUUCUGUGAAGACUUAACGGCCAGACUGUACUGUUUUGUUUCGAUUUGGUGACGACUUAGGAGAAAAAAAAAAGAGAUUCUAAAAGUGCGUUUUGGCACAUAUGUAGCUGCUCAGGACCAGUAAAUACACUGAAUGUAUCAGCAUUGUGAGGAUGCUAUUUACUACGUGAACUCUAGUUUAAGUGCAUUUUAAUUGGCCUGCUAGUCCAUUCCGUUGAAUUCAAAUAGUUCGAGGCUAGGCUUUAAACAAUUGUCUUGGAUUCCAAUUUUAAGUUAUUUCAACUUUCCUAGAGAAAAUGGGGAGUAGGUACAUCUACAUGUUGUUGUUCAGCAUUUGACAGCGAGACGUGGGUGGAGGGAGACUUGGGAGCUGUCUGCUCUGGGUUUAGUCAGGUCAGCCUGAGAGGCCGUGAGAGAUCUAAAUUUGUCUUUUGGUGUCAACAUUUGGCUAAAGGAGGCUCCAGACCAAAACGUUAAGUACAGAAGCUUGGUGGCUCAAGUAGAUUAUCCAACAUGGCGGAGAAGUUUGAGUCCCUGAUGAACAUACAUGGUUUCGACCUGGGUUCCCGCUACAUGGACUUAAAGCCUUUGGGCUAUGGAGGGAACGGUUUAGUGUUCUCUGCGGUUGACACCGACUGCGACAAGCGUGUGGCGGUGAAGAAAAUCAUCUUGACUGACCCCCAGAGUGUCAAGCACGCCCUCCGGGAGAUUAAGAUCAUCAGACGGCUGGAUCAUGACAACAUUGUGAAGGUGUUUGAGACUCUAGGCCCCAAUGGUCGCAGGCUAACGGAGGAUGUGGUUUCCCUGACUGAGGUCAACUCGGUGUACAUUGUGCAGGAGUACAUGGAGACAGACUUGUGUCAGCUCCUGGACCGUGGUCUCCUCUCCGAGGGCCAUGCCAGACUCUUCAUGUACCAGCUCCUUAGGGGUCUCAAGUACAUCCACUCUGCCAAUGUGCUCCACCGGGACCUCAAACCCGCCAACCUGUUCGUCAACACAGAAGAUCUGGUGCUGAAGAUUGGGGACUUUGGUCUUGCCCGCAUUAUGGACCCUCACUACUCACACAAGGGUCAUCUCUCCGAAGGUCUUGUGACCAAGUGGUACCGGUCUCCCCGUCUGCUGCUCUCACCCAACAACUAUACCAAAGCGAUUGACAUGUGGGCGGCAGGCUGCAUCUUUGCUGAGAUGCUCACAGGAAAAACCCUCUUUGCAGGGGCCCAUGAGUUGGAGCAAAUGCAGCUAAUCCUGGAGUCCAUUCCUGUGCUGAGAGAAGAGGACCGGCAGGAGCUCCACAGCGUCAUACCCGUGUUCAUCAGGAACGACAUGUCCGUGCCACAGACUCCGCUGGCCAAGCUGCUGCCUGACGUCAGCCCUCAAGCCCUGGACUUCCUGGAGAAGAUCCUGACCUUUAACCCCAUGGACCGCUUGACUGCAGAAGAGGCGCUGGCUCACCCCUACAUGGCGGACUACUCCUUCCCUCUGGAUGAGCCCAUCUCUCUGCACCCCUUCCACAUUGAGGAUGAAGUGGACGACAUCCUGCUCAUGGACCAGAGCCACAGCCACACCUGGGACAGGUUCCAUGAGAGCCAGCUGUCUGAGGCUGACUGGCACCUGCACAGCACCCAUGACCCAGAAGAGGUUCAGGUGGACCCACGCGCCCUGUCCGACGUGACCGAUGAGGAGGUGGUCCAGGUCGACCCUCGUAAGUUUGUGGACGGAGAUCGGGAGAAGUUGUUGGGCGAUCCGUCCCUCGACUACUCGAUGGAGCGCUCCUGGGCGGACGACUACCACGAGAACAAGUACUGCGACUCGCAGUGCAGCCACACGUGUAACUACAAAGCCGUGUCACCGUCCUACCUGGACAACCUCAUCUGGAGGGACAGCGAGGUCAACCACUACUACGAGCCCAAACUCAUCAUCGACCUCUCCAACUGGAAGGAGCAGCAGAGCAAGGAGAAGGCCGACCGCAAGGCCAAGAGCAAGUGUGAGAAGAACGGCUUGGUGAAGGCCCAGAUGGCCCUGCAGGAGGCCGAGAAGACCCAGUGUCCGGCGGAGAAGGACAAAGAGCAGGAGAAACACCAAGUGCAGCCUCAGAGUCAGCAAGGCUUUGACUUUGACUCGUUCAUCGCAAGCACCAUCAAACUGAGCCUGCAGCCGGAGCCCUGUCAGGAGGUGGGCCUGAGCCAGGUUGGCCUCCUGAAUGAGCUCAACUCCUCAGUGUCUCACCUGGAGACCGGACGCUCCGGCUCCAAGUCCAUCAGCCAGGAGAAGGAGGAGAAGUGCUUGGUGAACUUGGCGCAACUGGGUGGCGGCGGGGGGCUGGGAGUGGUGGGUCCCGACAGCGCCUGGCCCGUCCACCCUUGGGAGAGCUUCGGGGAGCAAGUCGGGGAGAACGGCUGUUUGAUAGACGAGGCUUGCUGGGACAUUCGCGGCGACGACCCCCUGCAGAAGGAGAGCACUUACACCAGCUACCUGGACCGGCUGUUCAGCCGGAAGGAGGAGGUGGUGUCGGAGGGCGUGGCCUGCCCGCAGCUGGAGCCCUCGGAGGUGAUGGAGAGAGAUUUGAGCGAGGGCUUCCUCUCCACAGGCACAGAGAUCGUCCUCAACGUGCAGCUGGACUCUCUGGCCCUGCCGGGCUUCGGCAGCUCGGAUGACUUGCCUCUGAAGUCCAUCCAGGCGUCCCUCACCCCCUGCGCUGUCAAAUGCUCCCCACAGAUUGCACACAAAACCUACAGCAGCAUCUUCAAGCAUCUUAACUGAAGUUGAUCUCCAUCAAAGUGCAAAUCCUUGACGUUUUUUUAAAGGUUUGUUAUUGUACUUGAACCAUUUCAUACUUUUUUUUUUUUUU
Messenger RNA from Synchiropus splendidus (mandarinfish), 3319 nucleotides. It is a transcript of the gene mapk6, whose product is annotated as mitogen-activated protein kinase 6. Lineage: Eukaryota; Metazoa; Chordata; Actinopteri; Syngnathiformes; Callionymidae. Gene Ontology annotation, molecular function: ATP binding; MAP kinase activity. The record is from RefSeq and is a predicted model, not a curated record. Gene Ontology annotation, biological process: cell surface receptor signaling pathway; intracellular signal transduction; protein phosphorylation. The coding region runs from base 985 to 3231 and encodes 748 amino acids. Gene Ontology annotation, cellular component: cytoplasm; nucleus. The transcript has 8 exons.